AUGAUUACCACCGCCACUAUCCUCCCCACCACUUUGGCAUCACCUCUGCCACCUCUGUCACCAUCACCACAGCCAAUUCCACCACCGCUGGCAUCACAACAACCACUUCCACCUCCACUGCCAUCAUCACAAACUUCAUCACUACCACUACGGUCUCCCCUUCUAAUCCGUGCCUCCCUCUCUCUCCCCUCAGGUCGGCCGCCCCCCUCUGUGACCUGGUGGUCUGAAAGAGUGCUUGAGGAACGAAACUUCGAGGUCACAAGAGAAGGUCACGUUCGCUCUGACCUCAAAAUAGCGGAAGUAACCCGCGCCCAUCACCUCAAGUCCUACACCUGCCAGGCACAAAAUAAUAAUCAACAGAAGUUGAUGGAGGAGAUCACCAUAGACAUGAAUUUACGACCACUGAGUGUCAGGAUCAAAAUCCCCGAGGAUCCCCUUAUAUCAGGCCGCCACUACACCUUCACCUGCGAGAGUUUGGGAUCCAAGCCCCCAGCCGUCAUCAAGUGGAUCGAGGAGACAGGAGAAGUAGAGGGAGCGAGAACCCAUACGAGGUCGAGCCCUGGGGAGAUCACCACGGGGUCCUUGACGUUGGUCCCCUCUCAGACCGACCAUGGGAGAGUCCUCAAGUGCCAGGCCAGCAACCCUUCAGUGCCAGGGAGUGCCAUAUCGGAUUCAGUGCAACUUAAUGUCCAUUGUAAGUGCAAUGUUGCUUCAGGACAGAGUGAAUGGGGCUUGUCUGGGAUGCAGGUGCUAUUGCCUGUUUACAAGAGGAUUGCAAGUGGUGUCUAUGUUGAAAUAGAUGAUUCAAAUGUGAUAGGAUAUUUUAAGGAUGUU
Procambarus clarkii (red swamp crayfish) is the source of this 834-nucleotide messenger RNA. Lineage: Eukaryota; Metazoa; Arthropoda; Malacostraca; Decapoda; Cambaridae. The record is from RefSeq and is a predicted model, not a curated record.